AAAAGGAGAACCUGUGAGGCGUCGGGAGGCAGCGCGGCGCCUGCUGUGAGAAGUCGGGUGCGGAGCCGCAGGCGGCCGGACCGCUCAGGGCCGGGGCCUGGGUUGGGAAGGAGAGGCCGAAGCAGCGCCUGGACCCCGAGGCCGGAGCCGAGGAGGAAUGUGACCAGGGGUCGUCGGGGGCGCGGGAGUAAGCGAGCGCAGGGAUGGGGCAGCAGGUGGGCCGCGUCGGGGAGGCUCCGGGGCUUCAGCAGUCGCAACCCCGCGGGAUCCGGGGCAGCAGCGCAGCCAGGCCCUCCGGUCGCAGGCGGGACCUGGUGGGGCGCACCGCAGAGGCCGGCUUCAAUAUCUUCACCCAGCAUGAUCACUUUGCCAGCUGUUUGGAGGAUGGAUUUGAGGGAGACAAGACUGGAGGCAGUAGUCCAGAAGCCUUGCACCGCCCCUACGGUUGUGAUGUUGAACCCCAGGCCCUGAACGAAGCCAUCAGGUGGAGCUCCAAGGAGAACCUGCUCGGAGCCACCGAGAGUGACCCUAAUCUGUUUGUUGCACUUUAUGAUUUUGUAGCAAGUGGUGAUAACACACUCAGCAUCACUAAAGGUGAAAAGCUCCGAGUCCUUGGUUACAACCAGAAUGGUGAGUGGAGUGAAGUUCGCUCUAAGAAUGGCCAAGGCUGGGUGCCAAGCAACUACAUCACCCCUGUGAACAGCCUGGAGAAACAUUCCUGGUACCAUGGACCUGUGUCCCGGAGUGCAGCGGAGUACCUACUCAGCAGUCUCAUCAAUGGCAGCUUCCUGGUUCGAGAGAGCGAGAGCAGCCCCGGGCAGCUGUCAAUCUCGCUCAGGUACGAGGGGCGUGUGUAUCACUACAGGAUCAACACCACCGCAGAUGGCCAGGUGUAUGUAACUGCUGAGAGCCGCUUCAGCACUUUGGCCGAGCUUGUUCACCAUCACUCCACGGUGGCUGAUGGGCUGGUGACAACACUACACUAUCCAGCGCCCAAGUGUAAUAAGCCUACAGUCUAUGGUGUGUCCCCCAUCCAUGACAAAUGGGAAAUGGAACGAACAGACAUUACCAUGAAGCACAAACUUGGGGGUGGUCAGUACGGAGAGGUUUACGUUGGCGUCUGGAAGAAAUACAGCCUUACGGUUGCUGUGAAAACAUUGAAGGAAGAUACUAUGGAGGUGGAGGAAUUUCUCAAGGAAGCUGCAGUGAUGAAGGAAAUCAAGCAUCCUAACCUGGUACAGCUAUUAGGUGUGUGUACCUUGGAGCCACCAUUUUACAUUGUGACUGAAUACAUGCCUUAUGGGAACUUGCUUGAUUAUCUCCGAGAAUGCAACAGAGAAGAGGUGACUGCAGUUGUACUGCUUUACAUGGCCACUCAGAUCUCUUCUGCAAUGGAGUAUUUAGAGAAGAAGAAUUUCAUCCAUAGGGAUCUUGCAGCUCGUAACUGCCUGGUGGGAGAAAACCAUGUGGUAAAAGUGGCUGACUUUGGCUUAAGUAGAUUGAUGACUGGAGACACCUAUACUGCUCACGCUGGAGCCAAAUUUCCUAUUAAAUGGACAGCACCAGAGAGUCUUGCCUACAAUACCUUCUCAAUUAAAUCUGACGUCUGGGCAUUUGGGGUGCUCUUAUGGGAAAUUGCUACAUAUGGAAUGUCACCAUAUCCAGGUAUUGACCUGUCUCAGGUCUAUGAUCUACUGGAAAAAGGAUAUAGAAUGGAACAGCCUGAAGGAUGUCCCCCUAAGGUGUAUGAACUUAUGAGAGCAUGCUGGAAGUGGAGCCCUGCUGACAGGCCCUCAUUUGCUGAAACACAUCAAGCUUUUGAAACCAUGUUCCAUGACUCUAGCAUUUCUGAAGAGGUUGCUGAGGAGCUUGGGCGGGCCGCCGCCGCCUCUUCUGUGGUUCCGUAUCUGCCCCGAUUGCCUCUACUUCCUUCCAAGACCCGGACGCUGAAGAAGCAGGGGGAGAACAAGGAGAACAUUGAGGGGGCACAAGAUGCCGCAGAGAAUUCUGCUUCCAGUUCAGCACCAGGGUUCAUUAGAAGUGCACAGGCUCCCAGUGGGUCCCCAGCACUGCCUCGAAAGCAGAGAGACAAGUCACCCAGCAGCCUCUUGGAAGACGCCAAAGAGACAUGCUUCACCAGAGAUAGGAAGGGAGGCUUCUUCAGCUCCUUUAUGAAAAAGAGAAACGCUCCCACACCCCCCAAACGCAGCAGCUCCUUCCGAGAAAUGGAGAACCAGCCCCACAAGAAAUACGAACUGACGGGUAACUUCUCAUCUGUUGCUUCUCUGCAGCAUGCUGAAGGGUUCUCUCUCACUCCCGCCCAGCAAGAAGCGAGUCUGGCACCACCCAAGUGCUAUGGGGGUAGCUUUGCACAGAGGAACCUCUGUAAUGACGACGGUGGUGGGGGUGGGGGCAGUGGCGCUGCUGGGGGCGGGUGGUCUGGCAUUACAGGCUUCUUUACACCACGCUUAAUCAAAAAGACACUGGGCUUACGAGCAGGUAAACCCACAGCCAGUGAUGACACUUCCAAGCCUUUUCCAAGGUCAAACUCUACAUCUUCCAUGUCCUCAGGGCUUCCAGAGCAGGAUAGGAUGGCAAUGACCCUUCCCAGGAACUGCCAGAGGUCCAAACUCCAGCUGGAAAGGACAGUGUCCACCUCUUCUCAGCCAGAAGAGAAUGUGGACAGGGCCAAUGACACGCUUCCAAAAAAAUCAGAGGAAGGUGCCGCGCCGACCAGGGAGAGACCAAAAGCCAAACUUUUGCCCAGAGGAGGCACCGGUCUUCCUCUCAGAACCCCCUCUGGGGAUCCAGCCACUACAGAGAAGGAUUCUCCAGGGUUGGGGGUGGCUGGAGUGGCAGCUGCCCCCAAGAGCAAGGAGAGGAAUGGUGGGGCACGACUUGGCAUGGCUGGAGUCCCAGAGGAUGGCGAGCAGGCCGGCUGGGCUUCUCCAGCCAAGACUGCUGCGGUCCUCCCGACCACUCAUAACCACAAAGUGCCCGUCCUUAUCUCGCCCACUCUGAAGCACACUCCAGCUGACGUGCAGCUCAUUGGCACAGACUCUCAGGGGAAUAAAUUCAAGCUCUUAUCAGAGCAUCAGGUCACUUCCUCUGGAGACAAGGACCGACCCCGCCGGGUAAAACCAAAGUGUGCCCCACCCCCACCACCAGUGAUGAGACUACUGCAGCAUCCGUCCGUGUGCUCAGACUCCACGGAAGAGCUGAUCGCCCCGACUGCAGUCCAGCCCAAGUCAGAAACACAAGAGGGGGGGAAAAAGGCGGCUCCAGGGGCGGUGCCCAUCAGUGGGAAAGCUGGGAGGCCUGUGAUGCCUCCACCUCAAGUGCCUCUGCCCACAUCUUCCAUCUCGCCAGCCAAAAUGGCCAAUGGCACAGCAGGUACUAAAGUAGCUCUGAGAAAAACCAAACAGGUGGCCGAAAAAAUCUCAGCCGACAAAAUCAGCAAGGAGGCCCUGCUGGAAUGUGCAGACCUACUGUCCAGUGCAAUCACGGAACCUGUGCCCAACAGCCAGCUGGUGGACACUGGCCACCAGCUGCUCGACUACUGCUCAGGCUAUGUGGACUGCAUCCCCCAAACUCGCAACAAAUUUGCCUUCCGAGAGGCUGUGAGCAAACUGGAACUCAGCCUGCAGGAGCUGCAGGUGUCUUGCACAGCCGCUGGCGUGCCCGGGGCAAACCCUGUCCUUAACAACUUACUGUCAUGUGUGCAGGAAAUCAGUGAUGUGGUGCAGAGGUAGCCACUGGUAGCCACGUGGGAAGGUGCACAUGUUGCUGAGCGGAGAGGGAAAGGGACUUGUUUUACUUGUGUUGUUUCAGAAAAUGGAAGACUGAUACUUGAGUGUGUUUCUGUGAAGUACCUCAGAUCUCUGAGUUCUCACGUUUACAGGUUCAUCUCAAAAAUAACAAAAAGCAAAAUCCAUAGGAGAGAGGGAAAAUAGAUGGGGGCAGGACAGUCGUGGGCCAAAUCAGAAGCUGCACUGAAGCAUCAGGGACAUGUGCCUGUCGAGCUAUGAAGGACCGAGUCCAGCCCGUCCUUACCUGGAGUGAUGUGAGCUGGCCGAACAGGGCCGUCCAGCGAGGCCACAGGGCCUGUGCCCAGACAGCGGGGUGGCUGUGGCCCUCACUUUGCCCCGCAUGGAAGGGAAUUGACUAGGGGCUCCAGGAGGUACUAGUGGUACUGAUCUCAGUGAGUGGGUGGGGACGUGCCAGGAGGUUUUGUUCAAGGCUGUUGGAAGCUGCUGUUAGCCUAGCCCCUACAAAGUCACGGCUGUAGUAAGAGCUGCAGAUCAGAUGGCUCGAUGCAAAACUGGGAAACAUGGCCCUGUCUGUACACACCUGUCCUGUUGUCUGUCGGUGUGUUAGUUGGUGCCGGAGGUAGAGAAAGCCAGGAUGUGUGUUCAGAGAGAUUGAAACCGCCUCCUCCGUUGUAUACUGCCCAGCAGAAGCCACUUCUUCCGGCUGGUGUAUGAUUUCAUAAUGGAUGAGGAUGGGCUUUGUGCUCAUUGGUGCCUAUCUGUGAUCCAUAGGCAUAGUGGGUCUCUGAUGGUUUUUCUCUGCCCCUUGUUGGGCAGGCUGUCUUCCUCUGUUCCUGGCGGCAUUCAGGGCAUUAACCAGCAUUGAACACUAUUGAAAAUAAUGGUCCUGGACAGGGCUCCCAGGGGAGUCCCUGCAUACUGACAUACUGGCCAAGGACUUGAGCAGCUGUGUGUGUUUCUUUAUCAACUAAAGUGCCAGGGAAAGGGUGUCGUCUUGAAACCCAGCAUUCAGCCCAGGAGCCUGUGACUGAGGGGAGAAGCUAGCUUGGUCCUGAUGACUCUUCCUCUGUACCUUUCCUCUCCCUCUUAGACCCAAUCCUGGUAGAGUGGGGAGAAGCGUUCUCACCCUGUGCGGAUCUCAAAUGAAUCACCCUAAGUUAUUGUCACGUGCUUUUCUUCUUUCACUGACUCCCCCUGCCAAUUGUUGUGCUUGUUUGUAAAGAUCAUAUUGGAAAUAUUCUUUGAUAUUUAUUUUUUCAUUUCACCUAUAUUUAAAAAUGCAUAAUUGAAGGAGCAGGUCAUUUUCAGGGGAUGCCAAUUAGAUCCUGGAAACCUAAUGGUUCCUCUUCCUUCCCUAUUCAGUUAUUGUUACAGAAAAUUAGGAUCACUUCUGAAUUUAGAACCAAAUCUAAUUGGUUAGAUGUUAUUAAUACUCUAGAUACCAGGUCUAAGUCCAGUGACCACUUCAUUCUCUUUUUAAAACUUUAUGCCCCCUCCAUUCCUGCCUCCAAAGAGAAUGUAAUAUUUUUAAAAAACUCUUUAUUUUUUCUUCCCAAAGGAAUAUUAACUUAGGAAGAUAGGAAUUCAACACUGAUGAACAGUGAGUUUUCUUCCUGGCUCUGUCAUUGAUCCACUGUCAGCCCCAUAGCCCCUUCUCUUAAUCUGUUAAAUGGAGGUAAUGAUACAUGUUCUCAAGGGUGUUUUGCAAAUAAGUGUAUAGUUAUCCCUUUGAGAGCCUCUCUGGAAAGCUCUUUAGUGCAGUAUUGUUAUGUGUGAAUACACAUCUUUCUUUCUCCUUUUUCAUCAUCUUUGCUUGGUAGCAGAUAAUGAAAUUUAAAACUGCUGAGAUUAUACUAAUCAGGCUAAGGGGAAAAAUGGUUUUGGACAGAGUUUGGCAUCUUUGACCAAGGAGAAAUUUUAGUUUUCAUUAGAAAGAAAGGAAUUGAUUCUUUCUAUGGGUGUUCCAGAGGAGUCCCAGGCCAAGAGAAGAAAAAGCAGGGAGGAGACAGUAUUGGGCAUUCCUUUCAGGGGUUGGGUGAUCCCUCUGACUGUUACUUGUUGGUGGAACAUGGGCAACCAGAGAGCUGGCUAAUCUCUUUGUAAUGUUUGGAAGAGUUCCCUUUAACUUGGGUUUGAAAACCAUCAGUCCUCCGGCCACCUUCUUCUUUGCCACUCUCCUUCUUCAUAUACUUCCAUAAACUUGAAAUUGUUUUAGCAGUUAGCCUUUUAAGGGUGAGGCAGGGAAAGCUAAAACUUUAGAAUAUUAUGCUGCUUUUUAAGUUUAUCCCUGUCAUUGUGGAUGCAAGUUGAGGGAUUAGAAUCGUUUUUCAGGGGAUUGAUUUUAUUCUUUCUUUCUUUUAUUUUAAAGCAAGGGGUCUUUCCUUGAGAGCUCUGAAAAUAAGCCUUGGAGGAACACUACUGAGUGUAUUUAAGCUCCCUGGUUUUCUCACCGAAGAGCAGUCUUUGAGGGUGAGGGCUGGGUCUUACUCAGGGGUAGCACCUGGCUCUGUCUCAUUCAUAGUAGGUGCUCAGUAUCCACGAAUGGAUUCUUUUUUUCUUUUCUCAACACUGUCAAGAGUAGCAUUGACUGUUGCAGCACACUCCAUCCACAUGAUGCUUUAACUGUAAUUUCAGGAGUUGAGGGCUCAGGGUUCGGGUUAAAGAGACACUGUCAACUUACUAUAAAAAUGUAACUUAGGUUUUUUUCCUUUUUCUCCUCGAAAGGGACCAGAUUUUUUAAAAACUAACCGUAUAUAAAUUUAAACAUUUGAAUUCAAGGAAGAGAAAUCUACGUUUAGAAACUAAAAAUGUAGUUUAAUUCUGUCUAGUUUAAAAACAAAGCAGACAGCAGGAGCAAAAGCCCUUCUACAAGGUGUUGAAAACUUGUGGUUGUAUGUGCGCAUCCCUUUGGGGUUACCACAGAUUGAAUCUUCUCAUGUACUGAUAAUGUGAUUUCAGUUUAGAUUUACCACCUUACUAUGCAGUGUUGUGUAAAAUACAUCUUGUUUGUGCUUUCCAUGAAGUAUUUUCUUAAAAGGCUUUGUGUACUAUUAAAAUGUGUAUAUUUUCCUACAGAUCUCCAUUGUGACUUUCAGAGAUAUAGCCUUAAAAAAAAAAAAUGGCCCUGAGAAAUUAUUCAGUGUUUUUCCAGGUGACCUCCGUUAUUAGGUCUCCGCUAGACCCUUUUUUAGCAAAAUUAUGGGGUUUAAGUUAGAAUUUUUGUACACUUCAGCUGAAAGUUGACUGGUAAAAUAGUGCCCAGUUAAUAAAAUGCUGACUUUGCUAAGGCACCACCCAUAUUUAUUUAACAAAGUCAUGGAGCUUUUGGGCUUUAAGGAUACAGUUAGAUAAGUGAUUAAGAGUUCAGACUGUAAAGCUAGUCUAGAAGGCAAGUCACACUUAACCUUCCUCGGCCUUAGUUUCUUCAUUGGAAAACAGGGAUAAUAAUAAUAAUAACUACCUCAGGGUUGUUGUAAGGAUUAAAUGAGAUAAUGUGUGUAAGAUACUUAGCUUGAGUGUCUGGCAUGUAAUGAGUACUCCACAAAUGUUAACUACUACUGUUAUUAACACUUAAUCCAAUGAGUUUUUGCCAAGGCUUUGCAGCAAAAUUUCCUGGGGUUUAAAAAAAAAAAAAAACACCAACAAAAAUCCUGAUGCAUUGACCUCACCCUGUGGAGCCCCCAUGGGGCUGCGUCUCAACCAGUGUGUUUGCUGAGAGUCUCUCCAGCACGGUCAGUAGCAGCAACACUCUGACUUUUUUCUUCACAGCUUAGGAAGUGGGAAGAGAGGAUGUUGAAGUUACUUGCCCAUUAGCUCAGAGCAGUUAAUUAGUGGCAGAGCAAAAGGCUAGAGUGUGUGGUUCUUAAUUCACUUUCUCAUUGUGGGGUCUUGCCACCAUUCCUGUUGCCUUGUGAGACACUGCAAAAAAAGUGACUGAGAUAGACAAUCCGCUUGCACGGUGCUGCACACUUUCUAAAGCACACUUUCCUGGCACUCUCUGACCGUAAGGGACUUGAAUGUUAAGUAAUGGCUACACUAGCAAAGCGGGCAUUCAGUAGAACUCAGUAAUUUAAAAAAUUAUAUGGGGUCAUUCUUUUGGACAGACCUUAGUGACACAGCAAUCUGCACUUUGUAAUGAAGAAGUAGCAACUUAAAAAAACCUAGUCCUACAUUCCUUUUUCUUAAAAACAAAAAAACUUUGUUUCGUAUCAUUUUAAUAAUUGAGAUAAUGUAUGAAAGCACUUUGAGAAAAAGUAUCUGGUAUAACUAUAAAGUUGUAUUAUUAAUGUCUGUUUAGACAUAGACAUCUAUAAUGUCUAUAUAGAUGUCUAUAAUUUAGACAUCUAAAUUAAUGUCUAUUUAGAUGAUGAUUGACUUGUAAGCUUUUGCGUGCAAGGGACCCGAAAAUAGAGAUAUAUAAACAAUCAGCUCUGUGAUUUAUCACAUUUAUAAGUAUGAAACUGCUAAAUGAGUAUGUGCAGGUGUAGUUAACUGUUUUGCUAAAAUGGUAACUCAGUGCUGAAUAACUUCCCAAAACUAGGGACCAACUUUCUGGUUUAAUUAUAAAACUAUAGUAACAUGUUCUCACUCCAGAACAAAGAAGCUCUUGCAGGGACCUUGGCUCAAGAAGAGUGAGGCCCCCUCAGCCCUGAACAUUUGCCCACCGCGUGCUCAGCCAUUCCACGUCCCAAAUAUAGAUGCUGGAGCAAGCUCGUUACCUGGUCACGUUGACAGUGUCUUUUUUUAACCUAUGUCCUGUAUAGUUCUGUUGGGUUUUUUUUUUUUGGUGGGGGGUGGGGGCGGAUGGCUGUAGAACCAGUGCACUUUGGGAAUUACUUUUCUAGGAUUUCCUACCAGUUAUAGAUGAGCUUGACAUUUAUAAUCCAUGUUUUUUUUUUUGGUUUUUUUUGGUCUCCUAAGAGGAGGAGUGGAACGUAACUCACCUCUUAAAUUAUAAAGAUACUCAAGAGGAAGUUGCGUUGGUGGCCACUUCUGAGUUGUAGCUCACUGCUUUUGGGCCUCUCCUCCUUCCUUCCAUUUUUGCUACUGAUGUCACUGUUACCCUCAGGCUCUGCAUUCAACCCCGCCCCAAGGCAGUCACGUUGAGCUGACAGGGCUGUCUACAUUUUUAUACUUGAUGAUUUUGGGGUUUCAUCAUCUUGCUUGCAUUAACUCCUUCUACCUGGAUUUGGGGGCCAUCUCUGUGUCCCAAGCAUCUGUUACAACCAGUUAUCUUUAGGUAAGUGUCUCUGGACAUAAAUUUCUUCUUAUGUAUUAAUAGACUUCAGCUGUCUGUAUCUCUGUCUCAGCUUCUGUCAAGCCAGUAGCUCAGUUCUUUGGUAACCUGCUUCAGUCGGGGGUGUGUGGGAACAGGCGAGAAAUAGGGAAAGGCAGCCCUGGGGUUGCCCGCACCUUCCACGUGACCCGACAAGGACAUCACUACUAGCCAGAGCUUCACCAGUCAGAGAGGAGAGGCCUUGGGCUGGUUCUGGAACUUGUCCCACUCUUUAAUAGUCGGGAAUUUCUAUUUGGAUGGAGUUCCAGUUUUACUAGCUACCAGACUUUUUAAAAGUAAAGGUUGGCUUUUCCUUGGCAAGCCAGCGUUGCCUGGAGUGACAGUUACCGUUACCUGCUUUGUUGCAGCUCGGUGACAGCCAGAAGUUCACUGCCAUCCUCUGCCCUCCCGUGUGUCUUGGGGAGGCGGUGGGGGGGAUCUCAGGGCUGUGGAAUGGGCGGCACCCUGCUCCUGAGCAUCUGCCCCAGUGUCUCUGAGCCCCCGUGGCCCCAGCCUGUCUUCUGUGGCAUUUACUGUAGGGUCCCAGAAGAUGAGUCUCUGCCUUGGGGCUGCUGCUUUUCACACCACCCAGCUGAGCCGAGUGUGUUCUGUCUUGAGAUAACAGGGUGCAAGGGAUUUCCUUCACUUCUGACUCCACGUCCUAGACCCACAUCUCCCUCGGAAGUUAGGGAAGACUCCAGCCUGUGAUCACCCAGGUGAUCAUCAGUGUUUUCCUCUGAGGAGGCCGGCCGGCAUCGGGCAUCUUGAUUCCCGGCUGACUCAGGGUGGCAGAAGUCAUUCCUAGAGAAUUGUGCCUUCAGAGAUGGGUUUCGUGUGUUUUGCAGAGGAAAGGACUUGUCAGCUAGGUUGAUGCUGCCUGGUUACUGAACUAAAACUGGGGGAGUGAACAUUCUGGUGGCGGUGGCUCGGAGCCACAGUCGAUGGGCUGCUCUCUCAUGGGCUGCUGGCUAGGUAGAUGCUGUAUGUUUCUCCACCUGCUUGGUGAGCUGAGGGGAAGACGCUGUCAACUGGGCCCUUUCCACCCUCCAAGUGCACUAUUACAAACCUGAAACAGUUGACCUCUCCUAGAAGAGGCACAUCCUUUCCCUUCCCCAUUGCUCUGUGACCUCAGCCCGCGGUCACAGGUGGUGUGUGUGCAGAUCUUUAGACCCGCAGCCCAUCUGUGGGAAAGGAUGUCUCCUUUUAAGUUGAAGGGCCGUGGUGUGCUCCACCCCCCCCCCCCCCCCAGUACACACUGUCUGUGUCUGUUCUGUGAGAUUCUGUGUUCACCAUUGUACUCAAAGCAGCAGGUUUCCGGAUCCUCCAUGUCAUUCAAGCUGCUGAGCUAUUAUACACAGAAGGCUUGAGGUCUCCGCGAAUUCUCGCUAACUCGUCAGGACACAGGGGAGGUGGACUGUGAAAUGCCAGUGGGCUUUUAGAAAGGAAAUGCAUAGUUUGUCUGGUUGGAGCUUGCUUAGAUUUGCCUCUAAGCCUCAGGAUAGGCAUUUCAAAUCAUGUAAUUAAGCACUAUAAACUCUUAAUUGGAGAAUGGGACCUCUGGUUAGUAAAGUUUUCACAUCAAAAGAUAAUUUUCAGCAUUUCUAACACAGUAAUAACAUAGAUAGGCCAAACAAAUUUAUUCUCGAUUCAGAAAUUAUUGGUGGAGAAUCCAAAUACUGUUCUGUACAAUUCAGAAGUAGCGUACCAUGUUUUAUGAGUGGCAAGAAUGCCACGAGACAGGUGUUUCCAAUAGAUGAGGGCCAGAUAACCAGCCUUCCUCUGUUUUGACAAACCGGUUUUCACUGUGACCACUCUUGGAACUCCAUCAUGAAGGACAUUCGCUGAGACUUUGAGAAGUCACCUUGAUUAGACGGCCCUUCAGAGAAAUUAGUAUUCAGCAGCUGGAAGGACCCAUGAGGUUCUCAUCUUACUGUUCUCUAGGGCGUAUGUUUGGACACCACCACCUCUCAGACCUGCGCAGAGGGAACAUGCGAUUCCACAUUAUGUACAUACACUGUUGCGCUCACUAAGGAGGGGAGUGGGGGGAGCUGCUCAGAUUUCCCUGUGGUGACUGGAAGCUGUGCCCUGGUUAGUGUGUGUGCUGUGAACAGGCCGACUGAGCUGUCUGUGCAUGCUCAGAGCUCUGUCCCCUGGGUUGACCCCACACUUUUCUUUCUUGGCAAUCUUAAUUCUGUAGUGACUAUCAGUGGAGAAACUCCAGUGUUGUGCUCGCUUGGCAAAAAUAAAUUUGAACAUUUCAUGGUGGUUGACAGAACUUUGUCCUUAAACCAUAUGAUUCCGAUUCUUUUAAAACGUGUUUAAUGUCUAUACCAAAGGUCACGCUCUGCAGGUGUGUGUGUGAUGGGUGCACAGAGAGCAAGUCUGGAGGGCCUACCCCCCGGGUGCGUUGCUAAGGGGAUGCAGUGAGACAGUGUGGGACUUAACGGAAAACACAUCAGUCAUGGGUCACACUACCAGUGUUGUCAGGUGUGUGUUCUUAAUUGUUGUUGUGAUAUAUUUUCAGGUGUUUCGUUUUUCUAAUUUAAUACUUUCACCCUGUCGUCUGACUGUGAACUGCUAACAGUGUUAAACUUGAUGUAAAUAAUGAGACCCUUGAAAGGGGAAUGCUGUCUGCCUGUUGUCUCACAAGGCUUGCCAACUUGUGUUUUAUUUUAAAUAAAGGUUGCAAUAUUUUAUUGUCAAUA
Odocoileus virginianus texanus is the source of this 11750-nucleotide messenger RNA. It is a transcript of the gene ABL2, whose product is annotated as ABL proto-oncogene 2, non-receptor tyrosine kinase. Gene Ontology annotation, molecular function: non-membrane spanning protein tyrosine kinase activity; protein binding; ATP binding. Gene Ontology annotation, biological process: protein phosphorylation; regulation of apoptotic process. The record is from RefSeq and is a predicted model, not a curated record. Lineage: Eukaryota; Metazoa; Chordata; Mammalia; Artiodactyla; Cervidae.